AUUCAGUUAUUCAGAUUUCAGUUUAGACUUUAUAGUGGUUAGACUAGGUCCUCAGUCAAGUUUUCGUCAUUUGCAAAUUUUUGAUUUAGUAUAAAAUUUAUCGUUCAGAUGUUUAGUACCUGUUUAAUUUAACAUAAUUGUAUUAAAAACUUAAAAAUACAGGCUAGCCCAGAUAUAUUGAAGUCAAGUGCUCUCGUCAACCAGUAUGCUUGGUGGUAAUGUCAUUUGGUUCCGUCACGGUCUCCGUCUCCACGACAACCCUUCGCUUCACAGCGCUCUGGAAGAUGCAAGCUCACCGUUCUUCCCUAUAUUCAUAUUUGAUGGAGAGACAGCUGGUACAAAGAUGGUGGGCUACAAUCGUAUGCGAUACCUGCUAGAGGCGCUGAACGAUUUGGACCAGCAGUUCAGGAAGUACGGCGGGAAGCUGCUCAUGAUUAAGGGGAGACCUGAUUUAAUAUUCAGGAGGCUGUGGGAGGAAUUUGGUAUACGUACGCUAUGCUUCGAGCAGGACUGUGAGCCAAUAUGGCGUCCGCGCGACGCGAGCGUGCGUGCUCUGUGCCGCGACAUAGGCGUGUCGUGCCGCGAGCACGUCGCACACACGCUGUGGAACCCGGACACAGUCAUCAAGGCCAAUGGAGGAAUACCGCCGCUUACAUACCAGAUGUUCCUGCAUACAGUUGAAAUCAUCGGUAAUCCUCCGCGUCCCGUAGACGACGUCGACCUGAACGGCGUCAACUUCGGAUCGCUGCCUGAGAGCUUUUACAGGGAAUUCGUUGUCUUUGAUAAGGCCCCAAAACCAGAAGAUCUGGGUGUGUUUCUGGAAAACGAAGAUAUUCGUAUGAUUCGCUGGGUGGGAGGAGAGACAGCGGCCUUGAAGCAGAUGCAGGAGAGAUUGGCUGUGGAGUACGAGACAUUCUGCAGGGGUUCUUAUUUGCCGACCCAUGGCAACCCCGACCUCCUUGGACCGCCGAUAUCUCUGAGUCCAGCCCUGCGCUUCGGAUGUCUGUCUGUCCGUCGCUUCUACUGGAGUCUCCAGGACCUGUUCCAGCAGGUGCAUCAGGGACGCCUGGCUUCCACUCAGUUUAUCACUGGUCAGUUAAUAUGGCGGGAGUAUUUCUACACGAUGAGCGUCAAUAACCCCAACUACGCCCAAAUGUCGGGGAAUCCUAUCUGCUUGGACAUACCGUGGAAGGAACCGGAGAAUGACGAGUUACAGAGAUGGAAGGAGGGUCGUACGGGGUUCCCAUUCGUGGACGCGGCCAUGCGCCAGCUGCGUACGGAGGGCUGGUUGCAUCACGUUGUACGGAACACCGUGGCCUCGUUCCUCACCCGCGGGACCCUGUGGCUAUCCUGGGAACACGGGCUGCAGCACUUCCUCAAGUAUCUGCUGGAUGCUGAUUGGUCGGUAUGCGCGGGUAACUGGAUGUGGGUGUCGUCCAGUGCGUUCGAGGCCUUAUUGGACUCCGGCGAGUGCGCGUGUCCCGUCAGACUGGGCCGAAGACUGGAGCCCACUGGCCAUUAUGUACGGAGAUACGUACCAGAACUGGCUCGGAUGCCCGGAGAGUACAUUUACGAGCCGUGGCGUGCCCCGCUCGAGGUGCAGGAGGCUGCGGGCUGUGUCAUAGGUCGAGACUACCCCGCGCCGGUCGUCGACCACACAGCUGCGGCCGCCAGGAACAGGGCCAACAUGCAGGAGCUGCGCCGCCUGUUGGAGAAAGCUCCUCCUCACUGCUGUCCGUCAUCUGAAGACGAGGUGCGGCAGUUCAUGUGGCUUGGAGACGACUCGCAGCCUGAGCUCACCACCACAUGAAUAUAACCUUACUGUCAACUAGUUAGGGUUUAAAAUCCUUCACAGUACAAGUGUAUAUUUUUUUGUUCCACUUCAUAACUACUAUGAAGUUAUUUGUUUUGUAUUACUUAGCACUUUAUUUGAUGGUGACAUAUUGUUGUUGUCUAUGCAUUUGUUAUUUUUUUUUUAAAUUUUAGUUUUGGGGCCAAAAAUAUUGACUUUUGCUAAUUAAUUUUUUUUGGUUUAUUAGCUGAUCUGUAAUAAUUCUAUUAUAUGUUUUUAUAGAUAUGUAUGUGUAUCUUUAGGCGUGUAUCUCAUUAUUGUAAGUCAAACGAGUUGAUAAGUAAAUGAUUUUUUUUUAAUGUAAACCCAAUUUGUCUAAGAAACCAAAGAUUGUAUUUAAUUUCCAUCAAAUAAAUGAAAAAUAUAUACAGAGAAGGUAUAACAUUUCUUGACAGUUAGAUAUGUAACGUUGUUUAGAGUUAGUUUAAUGAAUUUUAUAUGAAUGUCAAAUAUUAUAUAACUAUAAGAAUAUUUUAUUAAAUGUUUACAUGUUUAUUGAACAAAGACAUCAUUCAGAAUUAUUUAGACAUCCAAUAUAUUUAAGUGUUUUCACAAAUGCUAAAAAUUUAUACCGAUUAAAUAAAUUUUCAGGUAUUAUUAGGUAUAUUUAUAUAAUGAAAUUGAAAUUAUAAAAUUUUAAGGUAACAUUUUUAAGUGUAAGUAAAAAAAAAAAAAUAAUAUAUUUUGAAAUUGGAAUUAUUAAUGAAAAGUAUGGAACUAAAGUUCCAUUUAAAAAAAAAAUACUGACAAUUCAUGAUGUUUAAAUUUAAGAAUAUAUUUUUAUAUAAAAAUUAGUAUUUCUUAUAUGUCCAAUGAUGCGAGGCAUCUUAGUAAUGUAUUUAUAAAGUGAAAGAUGUGUAAAUA
This is a messenger RNA of Danaus plexippus (monarch butterfly), 2716 nucleotides long. RefSeq names its product cryptochrome-1 (gene cry). Gene Ontology annotation, cellular component: cytoplasm; nucleus. Gene Ontology annotation, molecular function: FAD binding; DNA binding. Lineage: Eukaryota; Metazoa; Arthropoda; Insecta; Lepidoptera; Nymphalidae. The record is from RefSeq and is a predicted model, not a curated record. The transcript has 13 exons. Bases 206 to 1810 code for a protein of 534 amino acids. Gene Ontology annotation, biological process: entrainment of circadian clock by photoperiod; circadian regulation of gene expression.